UAAUAUUAUUAUUUAUAUUAAUCUCCCACUGCUCCCCCUCCCAAUUCACUCUCCCUACAUUUCUUCCAGUCUUUAUUGCCCCCCCCCCACCACCUCUUCUUUGCAUCGCUUGCCUUGCAAUUCAAUAUCCCAAGCUGGAAGAAAAUCAAAUCUUCAACAGAUCUCUGGAUGAUGCCCCUUGAGAUCUUGCUUUCUGGGUCCCUGAUUUUGCUGGGUCUUCUUAUUUAGAGAACCCGAAAAAGAGAAGGAACCAAUUGCAAUUUGCAAUCUUCUGCCUGUUCUUCCCCUUCUUCAGUUGCUUGCUUUUGGAUCUUGAAUUGGAGCAAUGGGCAUGGCGGCAGAGUCCCAGUUCCAUGUCUUGGCCGUUGAUGAUAGCAUCAUUGACAGGAAGCUCAUCGAGCGAAUCCUCAAGACCUCCUCCUAUCAAGUUACUACAGUGGAUUCUGGUAGCAAGGCUCUGGAAUUCCUGGGUUUGCAAGAAGACAACCAAAGCCACCCACAUCUGCCGUCUGUUUCUCUAAACAGUCAUCGGGAAGUGGAAGUGAAUUUGGUUAUUACGGAUUACUGCAUGCCUGGAAUGACGGGCUAUGAUUUGCUCAAGAAAAUCAAGGAAUCGUCGGCUCUAAGAAACAUACCAGUGGCAAUUAUGUCAUCCGAAAAUGUUCCUUCCAGAAUAAGCAGAUGCUUGGAGGAAGGAGCAGAAGAAUUUUUCCUCAAACCAGUGAGAUUAUCGGACGUGAAAAAGCUCAUACCCCACAUGAUGAAAACGAAAUCCAAGAGUGACCCAAAGCCAGAGACCCAGAAAAUCCGAGAAAAUUCAGAAGUUCCGGAGAUUCAACCAAAGCCCAGCAGCAGGCCCAAUAAUCAGACGAAGCCAGAAGCGCAAGAAAAUCAACAACAACAAAAAGAAGAUCUAGAACAACAACAGCAACAACAAUCUAACAGUAACAAGAGGAAGGCCAUGGACGAAGGGCUUUCUCCGGACAGAACACGACCCAGAUACAGUGGCCUGGCCGUGGUGUGAUCAGAAUCAAAUCGAGUACUUUUUACCACUUUCUUUCUUUUUACGUUUUCUGGUUUUAAUUGAUUAGUUGUAUUGUGGGUCGAUAGAAGAACAGAAGAUGAAGAAUGUAGAGAGAGAGAGGGAGAGAAAGAGAUCCGUCAUUGCGACGAGGGGGGAUUGUACACAGUUGCCGUGGUGGAGGUGGAGGUGGAGGUGGAGGUAUAUUUGAUUCCAAUUUUGUUUUGCUGACUUGAAAAGAAAAUGAAAAAAAGAAAAUGACUUUCUGUAUUGGAAAUGUCAUCAUUA
Molecule: messenger RNA, 1309 nt
Organism: Diospyros lotus (date-plum)
Lineage: Eukaryota; Viridiplantae; Streptophyta; Magnoliopsida; Ericales; Ebenaceae
Product: two-component response regulator ORR9
Exons: 5
Coding region: 326-1024 (232 amino acids)
Biological process (GO): phosphorelay signal transduction system; cytokinin-activated signaling pathway
Source: RefSeq, a predicted model, not a curated record